GCUGUUUAUCGGGCAUUUGAAAUUUCUCACUUUGUCUUUUCCUUUCUUUGUUUUGUAGUCUCAUGACCCGACGGAAAUUUAUAUUUUCCAGUUUUCCUACGGUGUAAUAAAUUGCUAAAAGUUUUGUAGCGGGAACGGGAGAUUAUUGUACAUAUCACAAUAAGGGACUUCUACGAUCUGCGUGGUUUUUGCAGGGACUGUCGCGGGUCCCGAGAUUACAGUUGCAAACUGUCAGUAUUAGAACAACCUUGAAAUUACUUAUUUCAGUAUUCUGUUUUAUUGAAUAAUCAUGGCUGGCCAACAACCCUCAUCGGCACAGAGUUAUAUUGGAUGUAAAAUCAGUCUGGUGUCCAAAUCGGAUAUUCGCUAUGAAGGCACGCUGAUCGAUUUGAACGAAGGAUCCAUUUCCCUUGGCGGAGUUCGCUCAUUUGGAACGGAGGAUCGGCGUGCUGAUCAGUUUGUCCCGCCGCGCAACGAUGUCUACGAGUAUGUUGUAUUCAAAACGUCCGACAUUAAGGAUCUCUUCGUGUCCAGUGCGCCGCGCCAGCACGAAAUGGGCCACGAUCCGGCCAUCCUCGAGGUGAAAGGCAGCAUCAACACGGCGCCCCUGCCCGGCACAGCCGCUCCCAGUCAGCCGGCCUACGCGGCCCUGGGUCAUGCCCAGCCGCUGCUGGGAUUCCAGCCAUCGCCCGUCACAUCCCAACCGACUAUCAACACGCCACUGUCUUUGCCACCAUCAGGCGGCAGCGCACCUCCGCUGGUGUCGCACGCCCCGCCCCACUUCGCCGCAGCCCCCGUGGCCGCCGCCGAGCUGCCCAGUCGUUCGGCCGGCCUGCCGUCGGCCAGCAGCACCGCCGCGCAGGCCCGUGAAGCCAUGUACAGUGAUCCAUUCGCGUUGAAUCCGCAGCAGUACAUUGCCGUCAAUCAGCAGCGCCGCGAGGAGCGCCAGCAGGAUCGCGAACCCGGCGGCUACCAGGGCGAGACGCGCACCUUCAACCGCGGCGGCCGGGGCGGUGGUUACGAGAACCGUCGCGGCGGGGGACAUGGAUACGGAGGCCGUGGGGGUGGACAGACGGCUGGAUACGCGCGUGGUGGAGGUGGCGGGGCGCAGGGACCUUCCCGGGGUGGGUAUCCGGGGUAUGGAGGACGUGGUGGCGGUGCUGGAGGGUAUAACCAGGGCGGUGGCUACCAGUCAGGUGGUUUGCGCAAUGAAUACCAGAGUGUGCAUCUGGCCGCCGGGCACCAGGGCGGGGAGCGGCAGCAGCAGGCGCACCGCGGCCCGCCGCAGCAGUCCGGGACAGCGCCGCGGAAUCUGCCCGAGUUCGACUUCGAUUCGGCCAACAUGGCGUUCCAGCAGAUUGAGGAGCAGAUGCGGCAUGUCAGCGUUAACGAUACGGCGGAGGGCAGUGAGACGGAUGAAAACCACCACGAGGAGCCGGUGCAGGAUGAGAACAAGGACGCCAAGGCCAGCUACGAUCCGGCCAAUUUCUUUGAUAACAUCAGUUGUGACGCGCUGGAGAAGAGCAAAGGGCCCAAUCGUACGGAUUGGCGCCGUGAGCGGCAGGUGAACGCGGAGACCUUCGGGCUGUCCGGACCGAAUUCGCGCGUGUACGAGAACCAGAACCACCGCGGACGGGGCGGCGGCGGUGGUGGGUACGGCCGCGGCGGCAUGGGUGGUGGUUAUCGUGGUGGGCGUGGCGGAUACGGCGGCGGAGGGUACUCCGAAGGCGGGUAUGGACAGCGCGGCGGCUACGGGUAUCAGCGGGGUGGCCGCGGUGGCGGGCAGCGCUACAACGGCUAUCAUGCACGCGGCGGCGGUGCGGCCUACUCGCAGGCUUGAGCGGUUUCUGCGUGGAGAGUUUCCUCACCCUGUUCCAGGACGUGGUUUUGGCUGGGAUAUAAUGUUUGUCUUUUUUCUAAUUUGCCCAUGGGGUACGCCAGCCGGCUUGUGUUUGCGAUUUGUGUGUUAUUUUGGAGAAAAUGGCGCCCCUGUGUCGCUUGCUAAGGUAUUCUUUUGUUAAUCUGGGGAGAAGGGACGGGACAACCGUGCGCAGACGAUGCGGGAGGGAUUAGCUUGUUUAAUGGGGCGUUUUUUUGUUGUUUCUUACCGUGUUUACCGUUCUGGGAAUCUGCUGCGGGAUGAGCCAGCCGCAUGGAUGCAAGCGAUGUGUUUAGGAUUUUUGUUUUCUCUCUUAUUUUAACCAUUUUUGUUUGUAUAUGGACGUAACACAAAGAGUAUGCGACAGUUGAGGCGGAUGAAAUAAACUGGGAUAAUAUCA
This is a messenger RNA of Paramacrobiotus metropolitanus, 2279 nucleotides long. RefSeq names its product protein LSM14 homolog car-1-like. The record is from RefSeq and is a predicted model, not a curated record. Bases 290 to 1840 code for a protein of 516 amino acids. Lineage: Eukaryota; Metazoa; Tardigrada; Eutardigrada; Parachela; Macrobiotidae. The transcript is spliced from 8 exons.